CCCUCGUGGACGGUAGAGGCGGCAGCGAGCUAGAGCCCGCGUUGCAGUUCGCGGCCACGUAGAGGCCGGGCGAGCCCGGGCACCGGGACCUGGCCCAGGCUCGGAAAGCAGCUCUGCGCGCGGCUGGGGUCAUGGUAUACUGAAAAAGCACUCAAGAGAAAUCUGGGGGGAGCUGGAAACUAUCAAGUUAUUGAGGCCACACAGGGGGCAGAAAAGAUAGAGAUGUUGCUAUGAGGACAGAUUCAUCAAAAAUGACGGAUGUGGAGCCUGUGGUCAACAAUUUUGCAUCAUCAGCAAGGGCAGGCCGCCGGAAUGCUCUACCAGACAUCCAGGGUUCAGCUGCCACGGGCGGAACCUUGGAGUUGCUCCUCAAACCAGAGGUCCUCUCCGUGAAGGAAGAUGUGAAAACGAAAGAUAAAGAAACAGCACAAGACCAAUUGGAAAAGCCCAAAGAUGAAGGAAAAUGAAGGCUCAUUACCUAUCAAAAGUGCUGAAUUUCUGCACAUUGAAAGACUUAGUGGCUCUGCUUUCCUGAGAUGUUUGAUCUGGUAGUAACUAUGGUAACAUUGCUGCCCUAAGCAACAUGUGUGUACUAGAUAAUGUUGUUGUGACGCUACUCACUUGGAUUGCAACCGUGAUGUCCAGUGUAGGUUAUUAAAAAGCAGAUUACUUCCAAAUUGCACCCAAGAGAGAGGUUAAGAAUGCAUGGUCACUUAAAUACAUAUCAUUGUCUAUAAACCCAACAAAAUCCAACGUUCUCUUUUGGAUUUCUUUAGCCAGAUAUAUUUUUAAUUCCAUUUUUAUGGUGAUGGGUAAAUCAUUUCUUGGUAAAUAUCAGCCAAACACUAUUAAUUUAAAACUUCAUGGGAUUUGUAGGAAAUUGUGGUUUUGGUGAGAAAGAAUGAUAGAAUAGUAAAAAAUGAAUCAGUAAAAGUAUGUUUGUUUUUUAUCCAAAAAUACACCAUUUCUUUCUCAAACCUUACAAAGAUUUGGAAAAGUAGUAAAAUUUGACAACUCAGACAUCUCUAGGAAGUUUUUGUUUGAUGUAUUUUGCUUCUAGUCUCUGCAUACUGAUUUUUCAUGUGGACUCCUAAAACGGAAAAUUUGUGAUGAGUAGUUUAUAUGGAAUAUGCCUAUUAAAUGAAUCUCGCGCUCUUCCUUAACUUCAGUGUGUGUGUGUGCAUAUAUUUUUCUUUAAUGUGAAUUACACAAAACACUUUACUAGUUGCUUUAUACUGUCCUUUCUUAUUGUUAGGGCUUUUGUGUAUGUGACGUGUUUCUAAAAUAAUUUCCUCAGGAAUGCAGACAUUAAUUUUUAUAUCUUUCCUAAACUAGCUAACGUAAUAGUAAGCACUUAAGUAUUUAGUGAAUGGUGUAGGUAGAAAUAGCAAAAUACUUAAUUUUAAUAUUUAUUUAAGUAUAUAUUUUAAAAGGAAUGAAACCAAAACCAAAGCUUUAGUA
Messenger RNA from Mesoplodon densirostris (Blainville's beaked whale), 1461 nucleotides. It is a transcript of the gene PKIB, whose product is annotated as cAMP-dependent protein kinase inhibitor beta. Lineage: Eukaryota; Metazoa; Chordata; Mammalia; Artiodactyla; Ziphiidae. The transcript is spliced from 4 exons. Gene Ontology annotation, cellular component: nucleus; cytoplasm. Gene Ontology annotation, molecular function: cAMP-dependent protein kinase inhibitor activity. Bases 231 to 467 code for a protein of 78 amino acids. Gene Ontology annotation, biological process: negative regulation of cAMP-dependent protein kinase activity. The record is from RefSeq and is a predicted model, not a curated record.